CAAGCCCCUUUGCCUUUCUUUUUACUUGCGUGUUGCUUUCUACCAUCGGCCAGAUUUCACCACCGCCAUCGCUUUGCAGUUGAUCUCGGUACAGGUGUAGCAUAUUCUGCACUGUUGCUGAAUUAAUACAACAGCACCAUAACUAUCAAGACAACUGGCGCUCAUCGCUGCUGCCACUCCGAUCUUCUGCGACUGCCGAGAGCCAUGCAUCACGAGACUUGAUCGCCACCAGACAUUACCAGUGCCGCAGCUCCCGACUGAAGCUGAAGCGGCUUCAUCUUUCUGAUAACUCGGCUCGCCUGUGCACAUAUCGACACGCUAGUACAAAAUAUUACAAAAUGACGAGACGCAUCGUUCGCACGUUAAUACAGCUUUCUGCUGCCCUUGUAUUCGGUAUCAUUGUCGUGCUAUUCCUCGAUCGAAAUUACCGAGUCCUGCCCGUCGCCAUUCAUAAUCACCUCCCUUCUCACCACCCUGGGUCUGUCAUCGUUGACGUAGAAGUCGCGAAAUGCUCGAAAAUCAACUUUUUGUCGAAUUGCGAAUUAGAGGGCGACGGCUGGACCAGGCUAGACAAGGAGCUUUAUCUUGGAUUGGCCUGGAGCGAGUCCUACAUGUAUAUCAAGCGAAAGCAUGAAGAAGACCUCACAUCAGAGGACAAGGUCGUGAUAGAUAUCAAGAUCGGACGCCUCGACGCAAACGUGCAAGCUCCCACGCCGAAAGGGACCUGGGAACCAAGAUCACAUGGCAUCUGGCUGCUGCGAUCUGACAAGAAAAUUUCAAGCGACUCCGGCGAUGCCAUUACGGCCAUUGAUGUCCUCUUUGGCGAUGACGCAGUCGAAGUCCGUGAUAACUGGGAAAUCCGAGCCAUGCCUCUAAUAAUGUCACGGACCAAGAAGCAACAUAGCGUCCACGUUACUGUUCGCCGAGGGAUGCCCGCGGAGCAUAAAGUCCCAAAACUCAAAAUUCCAAAGGGCGGAAAGUUCAAAAUCUUGCAGGUCGCUGAUCUACAUCUUAGCACUGGUGUCGGUGCAUGCCGUGAGCCGGUGCCCGCAAAGCUUAAUGGGGUUGAUUGUCAAGCUGAUCCUAGAACGCUUGAUUUUGUCAAUCAGAUGAUUUUGGAUGAAAAGCCUGAUUUCGUUGUUCUUAGCGGAGAUCAGGUCAACGGCGAGAGCUCACCCGACACGCAAUCGGCUAUGUUCAAGAUCAUUGCCUUGCUAAAGGAACACAAGCUGCCCUGGGCUGCCAUUUUUGGAAACCAUGAUGACUCGCCGCAGGGCCUAAGCCGUGAAGCGCAGAUGGAAAUCAUGGAGACGUUACCUUACUCCAUGGCAACCGCCGGACCAGCAGAUGUCGAUGGCGUUGGAAACUAUGUCAUUGAAGUAGGAGCAGAAAGCGGCGCGGACCACUCUGCCAUCACCAUGUACUUCCUCGACACGCAUGCCUACUCCCCAGAUGAGAGGCACUACCCAGGCUACGGAUGGAUCAAGCCUAGCCAGAUCGAGUGGUUCAAGAAGACAGCCCAAGGCCUAAAGAAGAAGCACCAAGAGUACAGCCUCACCCAUCUCGACAUUUCGUUUAUCCACAUCCCCCUUACUGAAUACACCAACUGGACCACCGGCCCCUGGGUUGGUCAGUGGCGCGAAGGUGUAACAGCGCCGAAAUACAACUCUGGAUUCCGCGAUGCUCUUGUCGAACAAGGCGUCGUGAUGGUUAGCGCUGGCCAUGACCACGCCAACGACUAUUGCCUCCUCUCACCCGAGGGCGAAGGCGACAAGCGCGUGCCUGCCCUCUGGAUGUGUUAUGCUGGUGGCGUUGGCCUCGGUGGCUACGGAGGCUACAAGGACUAUGUUCGCCGCGUGCGUGUCUUUGAAAUCAACCCUUCGUUGGGAAGCAUUGUUACAUGGAAGCGCAUGGAGUAUGGCGAAAAGGGCAGAAUCGACGAGCAUAUGAUGGUCCAAGGCGGCCGAGCCUUGCCGCCUCCCGCACCACCACCAACUGCCGAGCCUACCAAGGCAGUGCCUCCUCCUCCACCACCACCUUAAAUUCACAUCGUACACAGUAUUCUAUCGAUUUACUUAUACGGAUUAUUAAAAAAUAUUCGGAAAAUAAAAAUAUUGGGCGAACCUCGGACGGGCGUUUGGGAGAGCUUACAAGACUGGGCCCUAGCGUACGCGUUAAUUGGCAGCGUUUAUUCGGAUGCUUUGAUGUUUAUAUAUAGGAGUUUUGCAUACAUGCUUGGUUAACAAAAAUAUUACGACUCGUAUCAUCAUGACUAUCUACGUUGUACCGCUUUGAGAGACUCGUGAAGAAAACAAACUGACUUUGUGGUAUAUGAUAUAUAAGCAAUGUCGAAUCUAGGAUAGGCUGGCUCGCUCGUGAAACUAAAACUAAAAGAAAGAGUGGUCAUAUCUCGUAAUAAACAAAAGUAGCUACCUUAGUAGUCAUUAGGAUAUCGUAUUGCGUCUUUUGGAGCCCUCCACAAUGUCCCACAUGCUUUCAAUCUUCUCAAAGCGAUGCAGCGCAAACAGCUCCUCUGAAUCAUACAGCUGGUACAACUCCCGACCAACCUUGACGAGUUGCUCGUACUGGUAAAUACCCUUUGCUUUGCGCAUAUUGUUCAGGACCUCAAGGUAGCGCUUCUCUGACUCCAUGAGCGCGCGACGACGGGCAGUUUCGCGCAUCACACCGUCCGCAGGUGUGUGGGUGCGACGGGCACUAUUUUGUGCGUGGAAUUCGGCGGCGUUAAGGGAACUCGUCAUUGGUGUAUUGUUCCCUAGGACUUGUGCAUGGUGGUAGAGGCAGCGGGCAAAGUUGUGCGCUGUGAGGGUGUAGUGCGGAUGUAAGGGGCCGAGGGUAUCCUGCAUAAUAGCGAGUGCUGCGGUGAACUUUUGGCGCGCGUCGCCGUAACGACCAAGAACAUCUUCUAUGGUGGCAACGUUUUGCAUGGCAAAUGCUGUGCGAGGGUGAUCAGGGCCGAGGCAGCGUGUCUUGAUCUCUACGGAGAGCUUGUACAGAGUCUCAGCCUCGUUGGUGGCAAAGAGAGCUUUGGAGAUGUUCGCUAGAGCAUCCAAGGAGCCAAGUGUCAUUGGAUGCGACUGGCCAAACGUCUUCUGGUAUGACAGGUAGACUCUUCGAUACAGAGUCUGCGCAUCCUCAAGCCUCUGUAGCCGCUCGAGCGUCGCAGCGAGCAUCUGCACAGUGCCUACCGUCUCAGCAUGGGCUGCGCCGAGAACCUGUUCUUGCUCGUGCUCCAGAUUCUCAAACUGAUCUUCGGCACGGUCGAGAUGUCCACAAGAAGCGUUCGCUGAUGCCUUGGCACGGGAAACCUGGAAACCUAGUGCUUGGUCGAUAGAUGCGAUGUCGAUCGAUGUUAAAACCUCGAGACUGCGCUCUCCGUUGCCUUCUUGCUCAAGCAAGCGUGCCAGUGAUAUCGAGGUUUGGAUUCGCUCGACUGUAGUCAUGGUUGAUGAAUUUUGGCGCAGAGCGAGCUCAAAACAGCCAAUUGCUUGUUUCAGUGCACCUUGAAUCAUACACACAUUUCCCAGAACAUGCCAGGCCACUUCAUCUGGUGGAUUUUCAAGUACACCAGCCCAGUCAUCGUAACAAGUCCUGGCAUGAGGAAGCAUAACCCUACCAAAGCUGUGGAUUUCCGGAAGACUCGAGGCGUCGAGAUUGUUGUCACGGAUUCCAUUGACGCAGAGAUUACAAGCAAGCCAAGAAUGCUGUACAGUUUCGUCUAUGGACAUUGUAUCCCUGAUGUGUUCUCGAGUAUCCUUAUCCACGAAAAAGUAAUCCACAGUCGUAGCAGAGCGGGUUGUGACAAUGGAUCUUGGAGACGAAGGGGGAGUUGAGUCUGGAGAUGGUGCUAUUUGGAUGAAAUUGCUGUUUAGCAAAUGCUGGAUGACAUCGUCUAGGCCGCUUUGGUUUUGGUACUGUCGCAUUUGCUGUAUUAAUUCGCUGAUUUCUGUGGUAGCGUGGUCUGCUUCCCAAGGUACUGCGAAGAGAGACGCAGGUAUAGCAGCCAAGGACAGCAUGGAGCUGACCUUUAAAAAGGUACGUGUAACUGGCGAUUGGUCGAUGGUAGAGCCAAAUAGCGUUGGUGUAUUCUUGGCCUCAAUGCCAGCGAGAUAGUCGACGACUGUGAUGUUUCUACUGCGAAUAGUAGACGCUGCUGUAGAUAUUAAUAGUGGAUUGUAGCCGAGUUGCUUAACGAGAGCCCUAGCGGCUUCGUCUGUCGCGCUGUUAGAGUUGCAUCAGGUUGUAUGCAUACAAACAUUGGCUUACCUUGCUGCAAGCUAUUAGCAGUGAAUUGGCCAGCAUCGAGCCUCAACAACUCUACAGACUCGUCUUCAGACAUUGGGCCAACGGUAAUGUUUGUGCCCAUAAGACACGUCUCUCUAUCAAUUGUUGUCAUGAUAAUCUUGCCAUGCAGAGAGAGUGGGAUAAAUGGCAUGAUAUCAUAUGACGGCACAACAUGAUCAAAAACAACGAGCCAUUUGUCGUUGCCACUCUGAACCAUCCAAUCGUUGACGCCACGGACAACAGACAUGAUACGUGUUCUGUCCAGAUCCAUUGGAUUCUUCAUCUUGAGCAUAUCUUGGAUCCCUGUAAGACCAAGUUCCUCUUCGACUCUGUUGCGUGGGAUGUUCUUAGCAUAGUGGCUGGCGAUGUCGUCGGCGAACUGGAGAUAGCUGGUGGCAACUGUCUCCCAAGAUUCGGAACGGAUCCAGAAUACAAAGGACAGCUCCUUGUUCGUCUUCGCAAAGUGCUUCGCCAUGGCUGUCUUGCCGCUUCCAUGGACUCCCGUUAGCACAGCAAUGCGCAAAGUAGGAUCGCCUUCAUCUGCAUUGCAGACAAGCCCGAUUUGUCGGAGAAUCUCGCUGCGCAGAACAGUGCUGUGGGGAUCCUCUGGAAGCUCGUAUUGCAGUGAGAAUCCAUAUUUGCGGUACUCUUCUCGGUUUG
[Torrubiella] hemipterigena is the source of this 4962-nucleotide messenger RNA. Lineage: Eukaryota; Fungi; Ascomycota; Sordariomycetes; Hypocreales; Clavicipitaceae. The record is from the annotation of a GenBank genome assembly.